CUUUACACUAUGCGGCUCACCUCCUCUUUAUUCUUCUUCUGCACUCUUUCCUUACUAAACAUAGCUAAAGUCGGGCUUGGUGGGAAUCUGCAGCAGGAUAAACAAGCGCCAAACAACUUUUGGGUGAGCGUUUUCUCCGCCCGGUUGCCUGCUUUUAUACAGAUGUGACUCUCAUCAACCGCUGGAUUAACUCGGAGAAGAGGGCUAAGAUCAUCUGGGCAGUCUUCACAAGUGAUGUCUUGUGCACUUUUUUGAAUUUUCCAUAAGGGAAUGAGCGCUCCGCGAUGACAUAACGGAACACACGCAACCGGGACGGUGUUUCAGUAAACAAAAAAAAGAGAGAGACUAACGUCUGGAGGAAAGUAUCCCCGAGUUAGUGACUCCUACGCCAACUUCUCCCCCAACUCCCCUCUGGAGACUUCAUGCUGGAGAUAUGGGUUGACCUGUGGCUGCGCUGAGAUCCUGCCCGAGGACAAUGACUGCGCCCGGCCUUGGCAUCCCCAGCCGUGUGGUGGUGCUGAUGCUGCUGCUCCUGCUGGUCAUCUCCGGGCCGCGGCCGUCCCACGCUUGUCGCGGGCUGCUCGGCUGCAGCUGCACGGAGGAGCGCUCCAAGGCGCACGGAGCCCAGGUGCUUGGGCGGAGGGUGAGCUGCAGCAAGGAGGAGCUGACCGAACCGCCUGAUGCCGGCUUACUGCCCAAUAGGACCGUCACGCUAGUACUGAGCCACAACAAAAUCCGAGUCCUAAAAAAUGGCUCCUUUUUUGGACUUAACACCCUGGAGAAACUGGAUCUCAAGCACAACUUAAUCAGCACCAUCGUGCCUGGAGCCUUCCAAGGCCUCUCUGAGCUCAGGAAACUUGACCUAUCCAAUAACCGCAUUGGCUGCUUGACUUCAAAUAUGUUCCAGGGGUUGACUAAUCUCACUAAACUGAUCCUCUCCGGAAACAUCAUAUCAACAUUGGAUGCAGACGUGUUUCAGGAUCUACCAUCUCUCAAACUAGUAAACUUCAACUCGGACUACCUGUCAUGUGACUGCGGGCUGCGCUGGGUCCCAGGCUUCUUUCGCAGCAGCUCUGCCCGACUGGGGGAUGAAACCCUGUGUGCUUAUCCAAGAACCCUGAGGGGAAAACCCCUCCGUGGACUAAGAGAAAGCCAGCUGAGAUGUGAUGGUCCUCUGGAGCUGCACACCCUGACACUGCUGCCCUCUCAGCGUCAGGUGGUCUUCAAAGGCGACCGGCUUCCUUUCCACUGCACUGCCGCUCUAGUGGACAAAGACACUACUCUGCACUGGCGUCACAAUGGUCAGCUGGUGACCUCUGACCCUGAUAUGGGUGUCCAGUUGGAGAGCAACGUACUACACGACUGCACCUUUAUUACCAGUGAGCUUAUUCUCUUCAACGUACAUGUGGAGGCCAGCGGAGAGUGGGAGUGUGUGGUUACUACUGGGAGGGGCAAUACAUCCCGCUCUGUUGAAAUAGUGGUGCUGGAGAACAGCGCCUCCUUCUGCCCAGAGGAUAAAGUUGUCAACAACCGGGGCGAGUUCAGAUGGCCAAGAACCCUGGCAGGCAUCACCUCCCAUCAGUACUGCCUGCAGUUGCGUUACCCCUCCCUGUCUGUAGAGGGGGGCGUGGAACAGAAGAAAGCCUCUCGUCUAUGUGACCGCUUUGGAAAGUGGCAGGAAGGCAAUUACAGCAACUGCCACUACACAAAUGGCAUCACCCGUGUCCUGCAUACCUUCAUCCUGAGGCCCAUCAAUACAUCAAAUGCUGUUACUUUGGCCCACCAAGUGCGUACAUACACUCUAGAGGCCGCGGGCUUCACUGACUCAGUGGAUGUACUCUAUGUUGCACAAAUGAUGGAGAAGUUUAUGGAAUAUGUCAGGCAGCUGCAAGAGUUGCCACAGGUGUUGGUAGAGAUGGGCAGUAACCUGAUGCAGGUGGAUGAUCAGAUUCUUGCCAUGGCCCAGAGAGAGAAGAGAGCCUGCAGCUCCAUCGUGGGCUCUUUGGAGUCUCUGGCCUGGCCUCAGCUGCACAGUCAUGCUCAAGAUUUCUCCAUGGUGUCAAAGAACAUUGUAAUGGAAGCACACUUAAUUCGACCAGCCCACUUCACUGGCCUAACUUGCACAGCUUAUGAGCGACGUGAGGUUUCAACAGCUACCACGGGAGUGGAGAUACCUGAGUCCACUCAUGAGCAACAGUUUCGUUUUCGCUGCAGCACCGGCUCCCAUAACACAUCUCUGACCAAUUUUCCCCUCAGGAAUUCAGUAGCUGUGGCGUCUGUGACUUUGCCUGCUACCCUUUUCCCUUCCGAUGCACCUGCAGACUGUAAGCUGCAGUUUGUGGCCUUCCGAACUGGAAGCUUUUUCCCUCUGACGGGGAAUUCAAGCAACAGUGCUGGACAUUCCAGAAGACGCAGUGUUAACACUCCCGUCAUCUACGUAGGCCUUGAUGGCUGCAGAAUGUGGAACCACUCAGAGCCUAUCUGGGUGUCACUCCGCCACUUGUCCCCAGGAAGCGAUGCUAUGGCAGCGCAGUGGAGCCAGAAGACACUGGACAAACAAGGAGGAUGGAGCCAAGAUGGAUGCCAGUUGGUCCACAGUGACAGCAGCACAUCCACCAUGCGUUGUUCUCUGCUUGGCAACUAUGCUGUGUUGCAUGAGGUGCCAAAUUUCCCCAACUCUACACCCAUUUCUAUCAGGGUGCUCCACCCUGUGGUGUAUGCUUGUACUGCACUGCUUCUUCUUUGCCUUUUCACCAUCAUCAUUACACACAUAUUACACCACAGUUCCAUUCACAUUUCGAGAAAAAGCUGGCACACAUUACUGAAUACCUGCUUUCACAUUGCCAUGACAACAGCCAUCUAUGCAGGAGGCAUAAGCUUGACCAGCUACCCUAUUGUUUGUCAAGCAGUGGGCAUCGCCUUGCACUAUUCCUCGCUGUCGACCUUGCUGUGGAUUGGGGUCAGUGCCAGGGUCAUCUACAAAGAAACCAUGUGGAGAAUUCCGCGGCAACAAGAAGGGGAAUCCCUUGUUCCACCUACACCGCGACCUAUGCUCAGGUUCUAUUUGAUAGCUGGUGGAGUUCCUCUUAUUAUUUGUGGGAUCACGGCAGCUGUCAAUGUCAGCAACUACGGAGACAAUAGCCCUUACUGCUGGCUGGUGUGGCGCCCCAGCCUGGGGGCUUUCUUUGUCCCAGCUGGCCUAGUGGUGUUGGUGACCUGGAUCUAUUUCCUGUGCACUGUGUUCUGCCUAAGGCGCCGUGCAACCAAAGAAUGCACAGGAACCACUCUGUCGUCUCCUGUGACUGAGAGCCAACCCGCACUGGCAGGAAGCGUCAGCCUCCUGUCCACGGACUCCGCUGUGGGUCCUGUAAACCCUAACGUGGCUAUAGAGGACCAGUAUUCGCUGAAGACACAGUUCCUAGUACUGGUGGCCACCCACUUCCUGUUUGUGACCCUGUGGUGUUGUGGGGCCAUGGCAGUGUGGCUGACCGGGCACACCGGCUUGUUGUUUAGUUCUCUCUAUGGAGUGGUCGCCAUAUCCCUUGGGGUGUUCCUAGUGGUGCACCAUUGCUUCCGACGUCUGGAUGUGCAGGCAUCGUGGCUGCCCUGUUGCCCCGGUCACGGCCACUCCCAUCCUGUGUCUCCCUAUACCCACACAUGCACCACAAGGAGUGGAGUGCAAACCUCUGAGCGGGGAUCCCAAUUGUUCAUCAACUGUCAUGCACCUGGUGAUUCACAUAACUCUUCAUCAGCUAGGUCGUCAUCCACACCAAGUGGCAUCAGCAGUGUCGGACCAGGGCCCUGCAAGCUCACCAACUUGCUACAGGUGGUGCAAGACACAACAAGUAACACUUCACAGGCUCCUGCUUCAGUUGCUGGUAACAACACUGGCACCAGUACUGACAAUGUCACCAAGCCCACAAACAAUAUUCCUCCCAGCAUUAACUCAGCAGUACAUCCUCAGCGAAGGAAAGUGAACAGUAGGACUAAGCAAGGCGGUAGCCAGUAUCACCAUCGGGGUGAGGGCAGAGGUCACUAUCGUCUCAAAGCGCUACGGACAGCAGGGGGUGGGGGCAGCCUUGGAGCUUUAGGUCCCACAGGCUUGGAGCACCUCAGCUCAUCACACGCGGUGCAUAAACAAGCCACCAGUGAAAAUGGGAGCAUCCAUCAUAGCCUCUCAGAGAACCAUGCGGGCCCGCUGACUAAUGGAAAGCGGGUGAGUGAGUCAGUGGCCACCAGCCCUUCAGAGGGCAGCGAUGGGGGAAGUAGUGGCAGCCGCAAACCCUACCCUCUUCUUCCCUCGUUGGCCAGCAGGGUAGCCAUGAACGGCGCUCAGAGACGAUGCAUCAGCAGAGACAAUCUCAAAGUUGCAGCUGCUGCGGAGCGGGAUACUAAGCGGUGUUCUUACCCUUUGAACAGCGUCACCACAACUGUGCCAGGGGCUGCAGCCUCAAAUGGUGCCCUGAAAAAUUCAAUUCUAGAGUUAGACCAAGACAUAAGUGGCACAGAUCAGUCCCAAAGUUCUGUCGGCAUGAAGAGCAGUUUAUGGAAAAGCGAAACAACAGUGUAAUCUACUUGUGACUGACUUGUUUCGCAGUAUUUUAAAUAAGAAGAUUAUAUAUUAAAUUUCUCCUGAUUAUUAUAAUUUAUAUAAAAAAAAAUCAAGAAUCCAGAAAGCCACCCUGGUACGUCUGUUUCAGUGGCAAAAAAUUUGAUGUGAAAUUGUAGAAAUUCAGUCCUAUAGGUAAAAAUAAAAAAGAUACAUGUUUAUUUUAUUCAGCUGACAAUGUUUCAAGAUUAUGCAAAUAUAGGGUUAUGAUUUAAGACAUUUAUUGAGAGAUUUAUUGAGUUUUUUUUUUUUUUUUAAGCAUUUCAGAAGACUGCUUUUCCGUAGCAGUUUUAUGCAAUUACGUUCACAGAUAUGUUUGCUUUAAGUAUUUUUUGCAUGUGCAUAUUGGUUGUGUGUGAAAGUUUUGGCUGUACAUAAUAAUGUGUGAAUUAAAACAAAGCUAUGUGAGACUUUUGAAAAUAUGAUGCAAA
Doryrhamphus excisus (bluestripe pipefish) is the source of this 5040-nucleotide messenger RNA. It is a transcript of the gene adgra2, whose product is annotated as adhesion G protein-coupled receptor A2. Lineage: Eukaryota; Metazoa; Chordata; Actinopteri; Syngnathiformes; Syngnathidae. The record is from RefSeq and is a predicted model, not a curated record. Gene Ontology annotation, molecular function: protein binding; G protein-coupled receptor activity. Gene Ontology annotation, biological process: sprouting angiogenesis; positive regulation of canonical Wnt signaling pathway; G protein-coupled receptor signaling pathway. Gene Ontology annotation, cellular component: plasma membrane; Wnt signalosome.